This is a messenger RNA of Entelurus aequoreus (snake pipefish), 14365 nucleotides long. It is a transcript of the gene zfhx4, whose product is annotated as zinc finger homeobox 4. The record is from RefSeq and is a predicted model, not a curated record. Gene Ontology annotation, molecular function: zinc ion binding; RNA polymerase II cis-regulatory region sequence-specific DNA binding; DNA-binding transcription factor activity, RNA polymerase II-specific. Gene Ontology annotation, cellular component: nucleus. Gene Ontology annotation, biological process: regulation of transcription by RNA polymerase II. NCBI's taxonomy places the organism in Eukaryota, Metazoa, Chordata, Actinopteri, Syngnathiformes, Syngnathidae.
UAAUAAUUAGCAGAAUAAAGACAUAUCGGAUUUUCAUUUCCUUUUGCGAGCUCCGCGUUUGGCGAGCCUCCGUCCACCGGAGAGACGAGCCGGAUCCCCCCCCCCAGUCGACGCGUCGUCUCCACCGCCACCGGAACCAAAAUAAGGGACUCUAGAACGCUUUUUUUGUGCCACCUUCUCCUUUUUUUGUGGAAGGAUUAUUCUACUUUCACCUGUUUUUUUUUGUUUGUUGUCUUCGUGUGUUGGAUGUGACGGUUUUUGUGCAAGCGAAGAGAAAGGAGGCGGCUUUGGACGAAAGUCCCUGCUAGGGAGGAUGAGAUGAGAUCCCUAUGUAGUGGUCGUCAUGGCAACUUGUGACUCUCCCCAUAUGGUCUCGUCACGGCAGCAGGAACAUGGUGGCCAGAGGCUGGAUGCUGCUGAGGAAAACUCCGUCGUGGCUAUGGAGAUCGUCGUGGCCCACAGCAACAAUGCCAAUAACAACCAAACGUCACCUGUAGCCAGAGAGAUGGAGAAUGGCCUUGGCGAGCCCACUGUCAGCCCACUGAGGUCCAGUGCUACCCCCACCACUGUCAGUGCAACCAUCGACUCUGUUACAGAGCAGAGUCGGAGAGAAAGCUUUACAACCAGUAACAAAGGGAGUGUUACUGGGACUUUACCAGGAGUAGGAGGAGGAGCAGCUUUGGGUUCAGACUGUUCUGCCCCUGCCACAUCUCCCGUGGCGCCGGCAAAGGAAAUCCCCUGCAACGAAUGUUCUGGCUCCUUCUCCAGUUUACAAAAAUACAUGGAGCACCACUGCCCCAACGCCCGACUGCCUACCGCGGGAGGUCAAGAAGAUGUCGACGAGCUCGAAGGGAUGGUUGGGGAGGAAAACGAAGAUGACGAAGGAGAGCGUGCGGCUGAUGGAAGGGAACUAAACAGCGAGAGGGAUGAAGAGAGCGAUGUGGAGAACUUGUGUGGUGAGAUCAUCUACCAGCCUGAUGGCUCAGCCUUCAUCCUGGAGGACUCCAAAGAGCAGCGUGGCAACCAGGGAGGGCUCCCUGGGGCGCUCCAUUUCAGGGGCCUGCUAUCCUCCCAGACCUUCCCCAAUGCCCAGGCCGCCACUGGCCAAAGUGGCCUGAGCCAAGGGGGGGAUCGGUUGGAGCAGCCUGCUGCACCCAUGUCCUUCUACCCCCAGAUCAUAAACUCCUUCCACAUCGCUUCAUCCUUGGGGACUAAAUCGUUGGCGGUCGACCCCCCCUCCAUAUCAAAUACCUCAACUGGAGGGCGGGCGGGCGCUGGUCCCGUGUUGCACAGUUUCCGUGUUUAUGACCUCCGCCACAAGAAUGACAAAGACUAUCUGACGGGGGACGGUUCAGCCAAAAACUCUUGUGUGUCCAAAGAUGUCCCCAACAAUGUAGACUUAUCCAAGUUCGAGGGCUGUGUGGCCGACGGGCGGCGAAAGCCAGUGCUCAUGUGUUUCCUGUGCAAGCUCUCAUUUGGCUAUAGCCGCUCCUUUGUGACACAUGCUGUCCAUGACCACCGUAUGACCCUGAAUGAGCAGGAGCAGAAGCUGCUAGGCAACAAGCACGUCUCUGCCAUCAUACAGGGCAUCGGCAAGGACAAAGAACCUCUUAUAAGCUUUCUGGAACCAAAAAAACCCCCUGUAUCUGUGCUAUCCCACUUUCCCUCACCUGCCAAUUUCCUAGGGCCAGAUACCGGGCUCCACGGCUUGUGGAACGCUUUCCACAGUAGUGGGGAGAAUGGCGAUUCCCUUCAGGCAGGCUUUGCUUUCCUGAAGGGCAGUGCCAGCAGCUCCUCCAAUGACCAAAAUCCCCGAACCCAAACCAUGCCAAAGGCUGAGACCAACCCAAACCUCGGGGGAGGGGCUGGUUCCCAUAGAACCUCCAGUGGGAGUUCUGCUGCUGCUGCCACUGGUGGCAACCUGGAUGACUGGAACUCGAAUAGUGACAGUAGGGGCCACAUUAGGGACACAUGCACUUUGCAACCCAAUGGGCCGGACCUGAGCCAUUGCCCGUCCAUCAAGCGAGAGCCCGGUACAAUGGGAGAUCAAAGUCUAGAACAGGAUGAGGACGGUUACUCCAAUGGUGGAGUAGAAAAUGAGGCGGAGGAGGAAGAUGAGCAGGCGAUGAGCGUAGUUAUGAAAGGCCAGCGGGCCAACAGCACCAGUAGCAAAGAUUUCCCUCUCUUAAACCAAAGUAUUUCUCCCCUUUCCAACAGUGUGCUAAUGUUUAACAAUGACAGCAAAGGUCCUGCAUCCACCUCAUCUUCCUCCCUUCCUAUGUGUGAGAAGCUGGAGAUGGAUAAGUCUCGUCUGUCUGCUGCCCUGGCAGUCGCCAGAGAGCGGGAGAGCAGUAACGACUCGACCACUGAAGCCCUGGCAGGGCGGGAUGGAUCAUCGCCAUCCUCCCACCCCCUUGACUUGAUAAUGAUUCGUAGGGAUGAUGAGAGUCCUGGACCUCCUCAUCAACACACAGGAAAUCCGAGUACGCCCGGUACCCCGGGCACACCUGGUACACCCGGUCCAGGUGAAGGGUCCCCAGGAAGCGGUGUGGAGUGCCCGAAGUGUGACACGGUCUUGGGAUCUUCGCGCUCUCUCGGAGGGCACAUGACCAUGAUGCAUUCGCGGAACUCCUGCAAGACGCUCAAGUGCCCCAAGUGUAACUGGCACUACAAGUAUCAGCAGACACUGGACGCUCACAUGAAGGAGAAACAUCCAGAGUCCGGAGGAUCGUGUGUUUACUGCCGAACAGGACAGCCUCACCCUCGUUUAGCCAGGGGGGAAAGCUAUACCUGUGGAUACAAGCCUUUCCGCUGUGAGGUAUGCAAUUACUCAACCACCACCAAAGGCAACCUUAGCAUCCAUAUGCAGUCGGACAAGCACCUGAACAAUGUCCAAACACUCCAGAACGGUGGAAGUGAGGUGCAGUACAACCACAACCAUGCCAACCCAGUAGCCAGUGUGGGCCUCGGUGGCGGCGGCUGCGGCGGUACACCCUCGCCAUCCAAGCCAAAGCAGAAGCCGACUUGGCGCUGCGAGGUUUGCGACUAUGAGACCAACGUGGCUCGAAACCUGCGCAUCCAUAUGACCAGUGAGAAACACAUGCACAACAUGAUGCUGCUGCAGCAGAACAUGAAGCAGAUCCAGCACAGCCUCCACUUGGGGUUGGCACCGGCCGAGGCGGAACUCUACCAGUACUACCUAGCUCAGAACAUCAGUAUGGCAGGUGUCAAAAUGGAGAACCCAGCCGGCGGCGGCGGCGGCCCUGAUGCCCAGAUGAUGAUCAACCCCUUCCAGCUCGACGCUGCAACUGCAAGCGCUCUUGGAUCUGGACUUGUGAACAGCGACCUAUCAGCGGAGUUGCGUCUCGCCAGCGGUCAGCUGAUGCCCGACGACCUCUCGCUUGUGUCCUCAGGCGGAAUGGGGGGCAUGUCCUCGUCGGACCCUUCCCUCUCCUCCCUGUCGCCGCCGAUUAGCGACCCGUCGCUGCGCCUCUACCAGUGCGCCGUGUGCAACUCCUACUCCACGGACAGCCUGGAGGCUCUUAAUGCCCACGUCAACACAGAGCGCUCGUUACCCGAGGAGGAGUGGCGCUGCGUGGUCGGCGACGUCUACCAGUGCAAGCUGUGCAGCUACAACACGCAGCUCAAGGCCAACUUUCAGCUGCACUGCAAGACGGACAAGCACAUGCAGAAGCACCAGCUGGUGGCCCAUAUCAAGGAGGGAGGCAAGGCCAACCAGUGGAGAUUAAAGUGCGUGGCCAUUGGCAACCCCGUGCACCUGAAGUGCAACGCUUGUGACUACUACAGCAACAGCGUGGAUAAACUGAGGCUACACACCACCAACCAGAGGCAUGAGGCUGCCAUACGACUUUACAAGCACUUGCACAAGCUGGACAGCGCCUACAGCCCGGAGUCGUGCGUCUAUUACUGCACGCUGUGCGACUACUCCACCAAGGCCCGCCUCAACCUGGUGCAGCACGCCCGCUCGGCCCGGCACCAGCAGAACGAAGGCCUGAGGAAGCUGCAACUGCACCAGCAAGGCCUGAGAGGGGACGAGGACGGACUCGGCCUCCACGAGCUGUACCACGUCAAGGAAUGUCCCUCCAGCCAAGAGGAGACUGGUGAGGACAGCGAGAGACCGCCUGGCUCGUCCUCCAGGCCUUCGUCCAACCUCACCGACCGAGACUUGACGGACAGCCGGAGAGCAGACCGACUGAACGCCACAUCCAAAGAAGCGACUGGACAGACCGUGGCGGUGAAACACUUGCUCCAGCCCGAUCGACAAAUUGAUAGCCCUCCCAAACGGCCCAAAUCAUCUGAGGGGAAGAACUCUGCUCUUGAGCAGGCCCAGCAGUGUCCCUACUGCAACUACAGCAGUAAAGAUGCCAACCGUAUGCAGCUCCACGUCAUGUCCCAGCAUUCCAUGCAGCCGGUGAUCCGCUGCCCGCUGUGUCAGGAUGUCCUCAGCAACAAGAUCCACCUGCAGCUGCAUCUCACCCACCUUCACAGUGUGGCACCUGACUGCGUGGAAAAGCUCAUUAUGACGGUUGUUGGACCUGAUACCCCAGGACCAAAUAGUAUUAUCCAUCCCCAAACUGGGCAAGACAAAGGAGUUCCUUCAGUAGAUUCCUCAGCCUUAACCGAUGAAAAAUCACAAGGAAACUCCUCAAAGGAUGAGCUGAACAGCCAAGACAAGAAUGAAUCAGACCUCCAAGGAGAGGAAAUGAAGCCCCCAAAGGAGGCUUCAGAGGCCCCGGACUGGAAGAGAGCAAGUGGGUUAGGACAUGACAGCAAGUCCCCUGACACCCUUCAGGAUCAUCUCAGUGAACUCCAGAAGCUCCAACAGCAACAGCAACAGCUCUCAGUGUCUGACCGCCACGUAUACAAGUACCGCUGCAAUCACUGCAGCCUGGCCUUCAAGACAAUGCAGAAGCUCCAGAUACAUUCCCAGUACCACGCCAUCAGAGCAGCCACCAUGUGUAGCCUCUGCCAGCGCAGCUUCAGGACAUUCCUGGCUCUCAGGAAGCACUUGGAGAACGGCCAUCCUGAACUGACUGAGGCAGAAGUACACCAACUGAUUGGGAAUCUCCCGCUGAAUGGAGAUAUCACUGAGAGCGAAGCCAGAGCUUUGGAGGAAGCUCAGACGUUUGAGCAUGACUUAGACAAGGAUGAUGAAAUGGACCAAGAAGAGAAGCCGAGUCCUACCGGAAGUGACAGCAGCUCUUUUAUAGACGACAUGGGAGCAGAACCAAAACGAACCCUACCAUUUAGGAAAGGGCCCAACUUUACUAUGGAGAAAUUCUUGGAUCCUUCAAGGCCUUACAAGUGCACCGUAUGUAAGGAGUCGUUUACCCAAAAGAACAUUUUACUAGUGCACUAUAAUUCUGUGUCCCAUCUGCAUAAGUUAAAGAAGGUCCUUCAAGAGGCAUCAAGCCCAGUUCCCCAAGAAACAGGCAACAACAUUGACAACAAACCAUUCAAAUGCAACAUUUGCAAUGUUGCAUAUAGCCAAAGCUCAACACUUGAGAUUCACAUGAGGUCAGUGCUCCACCAGACCAAAGCCCGAACAGCCAAAUCUGAAAUGAGCUGCAAUAGCAGUGGAAGUGGUGGUCCGGUCCCAGCAAAAAGUCCUGCUCCAAGCACACAAGGAAACAACAGCAACACUGACUCUACCCGAAGUGGAACACCGUCUGCUAACAAAGAAAACGGUGCAGAACCAAAAGAGGCUCAUAGCAACAACAGUAGCAAACAAAAUAGCGAGCACCUUUCAGCACAGUCCAACAGCCACCAGUCAGCUCAGUCCGCAGCACAACUGCAAAUGCAGCUUCAACAUGAACUCCAGCAGCAGGCUGCCUUCUUCCAGCCUCAGUUCCUUAACCCGGCUUUCUUCCCUCAUUUCCCAAUGACCCCAGAAGCAUUGCUGCAGUUUCAACAGCCACAAUUCUUGUUCCCUUUCUACAUCCCAGGAGCAGAGUUCAACUUAAGCCCGGAGCUUGCUCUACAUUCAGCAGCAGCUUUUGGAAUGCCGGGUCUUACGGGAUCUUUCUUAGAAGAUUUGAAGCAACAAAUGCAACAGCAGCACCAACUGCAACAAGCUCAGCAGCAGCAACAACAGCAACAACAACAGCAGCAGCAGCAGCAAAUCUCACAGACACAGUCACAGAAGAACCAGCAACUGCUUAGCCAAAAACCCAAAAUGGAGCCCAACAAUGUGUCGGUCUCAGAGAUUCAAAUGUCAAAAGAGGCAGAAGAGCACCUUGAAAAACAAGAAAGCAGAGCCAAGCUAGAAAAUGGAUGUGAAGCUUUUGGUGAUGGCACAAAAGACAACAAAGACUCUAAAAAGUCAAAGUUCCCAGAGCCAUUGAUUCCCCCUCCUCGCAUUGUGUCUGGAGCCAGGGGCAAUGCAGCCAAAGCACUGCUGGAGAAUUUUGGAUUUGAACUAGUCAUCCAGUACAAUGAAAACAGACAGAAGAACCAGAAGAAAAACAAAGAUGGCGUUGAACAAAUGGAAAUGAACACUGAUAAGCUUGAGUGUGGAAUGUGCGGAAAGCUAUUCUCCAAUAUGCUUAUUCUCAAAAGCCACCAAGAGCAUGUGCACAGUCAGUUUUUCCCAUAUGUAGAGCUUGAGAAGUUUGCCCAACAGUACAGAGAGGCCUAUGACAAACUCUAUCCAAUUAACCCUGCUUCACCUGAGACACCACCGCCACCGCCACCACCACCUCCGCCACCUCCACCUCCUCCCGCUCCUGCCCCGGUGACAACUCCUCAGCCAUCUCCAACAUCAACGGCCAAGCCCCAAACGCCAACACCUUCCCCAGUCCUUGCCCCCCAACAGACCUCACACCAGCCUUCUCACCAGGCACCACCAGUUCAGCCACCCCAUCCUUCACCGACACCCACAGCUCCUCCUGCACCUCCCCAAGUGCAGCUUUCUGUUCCUCUGGAUCUGCCUCUUUUCCCACCUCUCAUGAUGCAGUCAGUCCAGCACCCAGGCUUGCCCCCUCAGUUGGCACUCCAGCUACCAACUAUGGACUCUCUAUCCACAGAUCUAACCCAACUCUGCCAGCAACAACUGGGGCUCGAUCCAAAUUUCCUCCGCCAGUCUCAGUUUAAGCGGCCACGCACCCGUAUAACUGAUGACCAGCUUAAAAUCCUACGGGCCAACUUUGACAUCAAUAAUUCUCCCAAUGAAGAGCAAAUUCAGGAGAUGUCAGAGAAGUCUGGUUUGCCUCAAAAGGUCAUAAAGCACUGGUUCCGUAACACCCUUUUCAAAGAGAGGCAGCGGAGUAAAGACUCGCCCUACAAUUUUAGCAUUCCUCCUAUUACUACUUUGGAAGACAUCCGAAUGGAGCCUCAGCUUGGCCCUCAUGAAUACUAUCGAACUGACUCAAGCAUCAAUAAGAGGUCCUCCAGAACCAGAUUUACUGACUACCAAUUGAGAGUUCUUCAAGAUUUCUUUGAUACCAACGCUUAUCCAAAGGAUGAUGAAAUUGAGCAGCUCUCCACCGUCCUUAAUCUACCAACACGAGUUAUUGUGGUAUGGUUCCAAAACGCACGCCAGAAAGCACGCAAGAGCUACGAGAACCAGGCAGAUACUAAAGACAAUGAGAAAAAAGAGUUAACCAAUGAGCGAUACAUCAGAACCAACAACAUGCAGUACCAGUGUAAAAAGUGCAGUAUCGUUUUCCCACGCAUCUUCGACCUCAUCACUCACCAGAAGAAGCUGUGUUACAAGGAUGAAGACGAGGAAUGUAAUGAAGACAACCCAUGUGAAGAAUACUUAGAUUCUGCCGAUCUAGGUCCAGUUAAAAUGAUCCAGCAGUCAUUGGAGCCACACAGACAUUCUCAAGGAACCGCUAACAGCUCUGGUUCAAGCUCCCCAGUGAUGGCAUCUCCUCGAGCCAGCAUUGGAAAAACCUCCCCAAAGCCAGACUUUGAACUUCACCCUGAAAGUGAACCUAAACAAACAGAGACUGCACCCUCACCUGUGGUCAAAUCUCUAGCAGAGCCCAGACCAUCUAAGGCAUGCACACCUCAGCCACCCCCUCAAAAGGUUCCCCAGCCACCGAUGUCAAGACCUCAUUCCCAGCCACAGGCAGCUGCUGUGCCCUCUAGUCCUCUCUCUCUAGCCCUAUCCUCCCUCACAAACAGCCUUCCCCACCAGUUGCUUCAGUACCAAUGUGACCAGUGUAAGAUUGCAUUUCCCACAGUGGAGCUAUGGCAGGAGCAUCAACACAUGCAUUUCUUGGCAGCUCAGAACCAAUUUCUGCACUCACAGUUCCUUGAAAGACCAAUUGAUAUGCCCUAUAUGAUAUUUGACCCCAACAACCCCCUAAUGGCUAGCCAGAUAUUAUCUGGAGGCCUCUCGCAAAUCUCUUCACAAGGUAGUUCGGGUAUGACCUCAGCUGCAGGGUCAGGGUCAAUGAAGAGAAAAUUGGAUGAUAAGGAUGAAAGUGUCACUGAUAAAGAUGGUGGAAACAGUAGCGAAGAACAACAUAGAGAUAAGCGCCUGAGAACCACCAUCACACCUGAACAACUUGAAAUCCUUUAUGACAAAUACCUGAUUGAUUCUAACCCAACGAGGAAAAUGCUGGAUCACAUUGCAAGAGAAGUGGGACUAAAAAAGAGGGUAGUACAAGUUUGGUUCCAGAAUACUCGUGCUAGAGAGCGAAAAGGGCAGUUUAGAGCUAUAGGCCCCACACAGUCCCACAAGAAAUGCCCUUUUUGCAGGGCGCUGUUCAAGGCUAAGUCAGCGCUUGAUAGUCACAUACGAUCCAGACACUGGCAUGAAGCGAAGCAAGCAGGCUUUAGUUUGCCACCAAGCCCAAUGAUGAAUCAAGACAACGACAGAGGUGAAAGCCCAAAGUACAACUUCUUUGACUUCUCACAGCUGCCGAUCAAGGUUGAGCCAAAUGACUAUGAAUUGCCUGCUGCGUCUUCUACGCCAAUAAAACCAUCGGACACACAAGUAAAAAACUUCUUAAGCCCUUCAUCAUUAAAAGCUGACAACUGUGAUGAAACUGACGGGCCAAAUGUUAAUUCAGCGGAGGCGUCAUCUUAUGAUUUAAGCAAGAUGGACUUUGAUGAGACAUCAUCAAUUAACACAGCCAUUAGUGAUGCUACAACUGGAGAUGAAGGCAAUAACAAUGAAGUUGAAAGCUUCACAGCUAACGGAGGGGAGAAGCUGGCUGAAAACAAGGGUGGAAUGUUUCUAAAUUCCGAUGGUUUUAAUGACAGAUUCCAAUUUAGCAUGGUCAGCCCGGCUCUCAGCUUCUCCGGAAAAGACUGCGACUCCUACUUCAGCUCCAGAGAUGACGACAUGGAUGAAUUCUACGACAUAAGUGAAUCAUCAAGCCUUACUGAUCCCAGUUCACCAAGUCCAUUCGGGACAGGAAAUCCCUUCAGCAAGUCUGGAAAAGGCACCAGUGCUGGGGAUAGGCCGGGCCACAAACGAUUCCGAACCCAGAUGAGUAACCUUCAACUUAAAGUCCUUAAAGCCUGUUUUAGUGACUACCGCACUCCUACAAUGCAAGAGUGUGAGAUGCUCGGCAAUGAGAUUGGACUUCCAAAGCGUGUCGUCCAAGUGUGGUUCCAAAACGCCCGAGCUAAAGAGAAGAAAUUCAAGAUAAACAUUGGAAAGCCAUUCAUGAUAAGUCAAGGCUCACCAGAUGGGCCGAGGCCUGAGUGUACUUUGUGUGGUAUAAAGUACACGCCCAGGAUGUCCAUCCGAGACCACAUAUUCUCUAGACAGCACAUCACCAAAGUGCAAGAAACCCUGGGGAACCAGGUGGAUAGAGAAAAGGACUACCUAGCACCAACCACUGUCCGACAGCUGAUGGCCCAGCAAGAACUUGAUCGCAUGAAGAAAGCCGGUGAAGGACUCUGUCUGCCUGGCCAGCAGCAACAGACUGCAGUGGACAACAAUAAUGCACUUCAUGGCCUUAGCCUGCCCUCAGGCUACCCGGGGAUCUCUGGCCUUCCGCCAGUGCUACUUCCCGGAGUCAACGGGCCAUCAUCACUUCCUGUUUUCCCACCCAACACACCUGCUUUAGCAUCUCCUGGUGCUGGCAUGCUUGGGUUCCCUACACCAGCCACCCCAUCUCCUGCCAUGUCUCUCAGCACUACCCCAACCAAGACUAUUCUGCAGACUCCUCCUCCUCCACCUCCUCCUCCUCCUCCUCCUGUUCCCUCCACACCUUUGGCGGCAGUAAAUAAGACAGAGCAGCAAGGGAAAGACACUGAGGGUAAAAAAACGGGAGACAAGCCACCUCAGAUGAAGUUGAAGAGCGGCGAGAACGAGAGCACGUCACGACCCGAGACCCACAACAUGGCCAAGAAGAGGGACAAGGCGGCUGCAGGGAAAGCUGGAGGUGAGACUUCGCUGGACACGGCAAAGCUACAGGCGCUUCAGAAUGCUCUGGCUGCAGGAGACCCCAGCUCUUUCUUGGGGGGACAGUUCCUUCCCUACUUUCUUCCUGGAUUCCCCAACUGCUUCUCACCGCAGCUACCCAGAGGAGUCCAACCGGGCGGCUACUUCCCACCACUUUGCGGGAUGGAGAAUCUGUUCCCCUACGGCCCGGCGGCCGUCCCGCAAGCCGCGCUUCUGCAGCAGUAUCAGCAGUACCAGCAGUCCCUCCAAGAUUCCCUGCAAAAGCAGCAGCAGCAGCAGCAGAAACAUCUGGAGCAGCAACAGAAGCAACUUAAGCAGCAGCAAACGUCUUCUGCGAAAACCCCCCAGAGCAUCAAAAGCACCGCAACCAACUCUUUCAAACCAAAAGAAGCUAAUAAUACUAAGGACGACAGCAACACAGGCUCUUCAACGGAAAGCACAAAAGAAGAACUGAAAACCCAAACCAAAAGUAGCAAGGAUUUCCCCGACGCUUUUAUCGUACCGUCCAUCAAGCACGAGUUUAUAUGCAGGAAGUGCCAGAUGAUCUUUGCGGACGAAGACUCGGUGACGCGUCACCAGAAGUCCCUGUGUUACUUCGGACAACCUUUCGGCGAGCCGCAAGAGACGGUGCUUCGGAAGGCGGUGAGCAACUACACGUGCGUCGCCUGCAACAUGGUCGUCAACGGGAACGAAGCACUUGGCCAACACCUCCAGUCGAGCUUGCACAAAGAGAAAACAAUCAAACAAGCAAUGAGAAAUGCCAAAGAGCAUACUAGAUUAUUACCUCACUCUGUCUGCUCCCCUACUCCUAACACCACAUCUACCUCGCAGUCUGCAGCUUCUUCUAACAACACCUUUCCUCAUCUGUCUCGCUUGUCCAUGAAGUCCUGGCCCAACGUCCUGUUCCAGGCCACCGCCGCCACAGCCCAGAAAGCUGCUUCCCUCUCCUCCCCGUCCGCCUCCCCGCCCCCGCUGUCCUCGCCGUCAACGGUUACCUCAACUUCCUGCAGCACCUCAGGGGUUCCAACUUCACUACCCGCCGAGAGUUGUUCGGAUGAGUCUGACAAUGAGCUAAGCCAGAAGCUGGACGACUUAGAUAGCGCGAAGGCGGCCUCUGGCCUAGACGCCGGCUUCAGUAGUAUCAGAAUGGAUAUGUUCAGUGUGUAGGAGUGACUAAAGGAUCCCCUUGCUUAAAGACAAAAAUAAGACUUUUUAAAACUGCAGUUCCAAAGUUUCUCUUAACCCAAAAAAAAAAUACAGAACCAAAUGAUUGACUCAGGAUUGUUUUUCCAUAUUGAUAUGCUGGCAAGAUUGAUUUUUUUUUGUUAUGGACAGAACUGUUGCAGAUGCUUGACUGAGCUUAUAUUGUAUACAAAAAAAAAAACACGGAGUAGGAAAACAAUUCCCACAGGCUCCCUCGUCGGAGGGGGGGCUUGUUUCAAGCCAAAAACUCUCAUGAUAGCAAAUUGCACCUCAGCUGGAUUGUUUUCCAAAAUGCUAGCAUGUACUGUAUGGAUGACGAUCCAGACACCCUCAAAGAGAAUCUCUCUUAGUUUUUAGAUAAUUCAGUAGCUUUAAAUUCUCAGGUCAGAACAUAACAUUUCUCAUUUGUUUCAAAAGCAGCAAGCCUGGGUUACACUUGGCUGAUAACCAAAACAUGUCGAGCUUUAUCGGAACGCAUUUCCUUGGCGCGUAUCGAGUACCAAGAGACAAUAGAACUGUUACAAUGGACGAUGUGCAUAUCCUUUUAGUUGGCAGUAUGAGGGAAUUUAGAAUGGUGUAUGAUGAUGAUGAUGAUGACCCCUCCCCCAUACACAUUUUUGCCACUUUGUAUUGCAACACCCGGUCGCCCAGCCCCUCCCCUUUUUUUGGUUCUUGUAGUAUACACUAAUAAUCUGUGCCAACCCGCUCACACGCCCUUUUUCUCUCUAGUUCCCAUAGACUCUCCGAUCAUGUGAAUAGAACUUUUCCUUUGGUGAAUUUGCUGUACUGUUACGGUACCUGCUCGCGUCUGGACUCUAGUGCACUUAUUUUGAUCAUUUAAAGUAGGCCAUUUUGUUAAUUUAAUAGAGCGUUUUGUACGUCUUUGUGUGUCUUUUUUUUUUUGUAUUAUUAUUUGCAGCAUAUCGGUCCAUAUGUGUUACAGGAUUGACGCCUAACAAUCUAUUUAACAAUUGGUGCAUCCACGAAAGCAGUACUGUAUACUUGAAACUAUUAAGGUACAAGUUAGAGAGUAAAAAAAAAAAAACAUUUGUUUGCUGCUUUUAAAAAGAAACACAGCAUUUGUGUUGUAUUUUUCAACAAUUUCAUGUACUUGGACUGAACAGUGUUGCACCUGUGCCAAUCGGUACGCAGGUGGACGCCCUCCCGUCAAUCCUCCGGGCACUUGUGGCCAUGUGCAGUUAAGGAAUUUCAACAUUGCAAAGUAUUACCUUACAAAAGUUUUGCUGCUACUGUGUAAUUUGUAUUUUUGCCUGCCAUCAUUUCUCCGAAACAAAAUACUGAUCCAUCAUUUUUAUUAGCUUUUUUUUAUUUUGCUGUGGAACUAAGAAUGUGAACGCUGUCAAAAAUGUUUUUGGUUUUUUUUGGGGUUAAUUUUAUUUUCACAUACGAAUCACGUUUGAAAACAAUGUGGUUCAUUCCAAAGUAACAGAAGGCUAUUUGUAUGAAAGCAAAAAGGCUGGUGAACAAAGAAAAGCAAAGCUGUUGUACAUAUUCCUAGUUGGCUGUGCAUGGUACAAAUUUAUUAAUAUGAAGAAAUGCAAAAAUGUAUUGCUUUUUUUUUGUUUUUGUUUUUUUUGUUGGUAUUUCCUAUUCUGAGAUGAGCAAGUAGCAUGUAAUGCAACUGUUUGACAGGUUAAAUCAAAUCAUGCUUCGUUAUUGUUUCAAACAAUGACAUCAAGUAACAUUUUCCUCUUUUUGUUUAAUUAUUGUAAAGGUGUGUUGUUUUUUUUUCGUAAAGCAAAUUCCCUGCGUGAGCUUUUUUGUCCUUAUUUUAAUAGUUACUUUAAUCCUGAAGACACUUUUCGAUUGUUUUUCCUAAGAGACAUUCUGGCCUCCCAAGGUGCAAUUCUGCCAUUGUACAAACACGAGCGACAGUCCUGAUUCCAAAGGCUUUUUUCCCCAACUUGGCUUUUUUGCCUCCCUUUCCCCUUCCCCCCAAUUCUGUGGCUCGGCAUUUUAAGACUGAACUUGUCCGAUCGCUGGCAUCGCGUGCUAAGAUGCUAGCGUCACAGACAGGACGCUCUCCACAACACCAAGGACUGGUAAAAGCUAACAAACCAACAAAAAAACGGAUGGUCCAACAGCAACUGUACAUAGUUAUUGCAACUGCACAGCAGCCAAAAAUGAAAAAACAAAAAAAGAACUUUAACAAAAAAAAACAAAAAAAAAAAAGUGGAUGGAUUGUGUCAUGUUGAUGAGGACAGCCUUCAAAAGGUUGCAAUUUGGAAUUGUUCUUCUGGAUGUCAAAGGGAUUUUCAUGGCGCAAUCAUAUCCUACUCAAUAUGUACUCUUCAACAUCUGGGUUACAUAGGAAAUGCACCCUGAGGUUUUAUUAAGAAGAAGCCCCUAUGGCUAAAACUUUAAAUAAACUAAACCAAAAAUGUUAUUGAUGUUUUAUAUAUAGAGAGUAGUCGCAUUAGUUUUUGUUACUGUACUGUUUGAGGUCUCAACUGUACCGUAUCACGGUAAUAACAUGGUUUUGGAACCUUUUUUUUUUUUUAUUGGUUUUGUUUCGGGUUUUUUUUUUUUUUUUUUAAUUUGUCACAGCCCUGUUGUCAUAGUUGAAAUGACGUUUAUUGUAGAUGGUAUUUGAACAACUUCUGGAAAUAGUUCAUCAAGUAUGUUUGUUGCUCAUUGUUGUGAUACAUUAAAAACUGUAUCUGCAAACCAGGUCUGUCUCCUAUGCUAAUUUUUUUCUCAGACUUUGUUCUUUUUUUAGUUUGCAUUGAACCUAAACUUCACGUCUAAACA